AAGCCUGUAAGCAAUGGCGAAAUUCCUGCCUUUUAUUCGUGGAACAGGGUUGGAUGGAAGUUAUCUCGACAGAAACUAGCUGCUAGGCUAGCACUAUCAGUAGUGGUAUCGAGACUGUUGCUCAAUAGCUAUCUUGAACUGCUGAAGGUGUAGUUAAAGCAAGACAUCGCCGUUGGUUCUGCGAGGAAAGCACAUCAUCUUGCUAACUAUUAGCUGGGCAGCAUUAGGGUAGCUAACGCUAGCAUGUCACGUUUUGCCCUUUCUUGUGUUUAUCCAGGUAGCUAGCAAAUUACCCGUCUCAGGUGUUGCACAAGAUAGCUUGACAUCGCAACUUGCUGACUGUAAAUAUCCCGGAAGGAGCUGCAUAGGAGUCAUCACUGUGCAUCGUCGUGUCAGUCAAGACUUCUGUUGCUGUGCCAACUGACUCACAGUACCUCUUCAGGGGUGUGAAUGAGGGAGACAUGGCAGACCGCACGCCACCUCUGGAGUCUGGCCAGCUUCUCAGCCCCGAACUCCCCAUCCUGGCCUCACCACCGCCCCCUCCCAUGGUCAACGGGGAAGGCCCUCAGCAGAAUGAGGAGACCAGUCCUCAGAUGCGUUUCCCUCCCAACCUGCUGGAGGACUUGAGAGCGGCCGCCGCUGAUAAGGUUUCGGUCCCUUCCGUGGAGCUCUGGCGCGGACGUCGGCGAGGCUUAUUUGUUGAAGGGGUUGCCGUGGAGACUGGCGGCGGGGAGCCAGAGGCAGCAGCGAGCCGCUCGUGUUUCCGCCGGACCGAGCCGGGCGGUCAGAUUCAUGCCCCGGAUUCCUCCCCUCCUCGCCUCGCGUCCGUCUCCCCAGACCUCAUGCAGGAGUUGAUGGAAGUGGAGGGUGUCAAAGACCCCCCCUGCCAGAUGUGUCAGCAGCAGCGGAGGUCAUGUGAUCUCUCAUGA
This is a messenger RNA of Menidia menidia (Atlantic silverside), 929 nucleotides long. The record is from the annotation of a GenBank genome assembly. NCBI's taxonomy places the organism in Eukaryota, Metazoa, Chordata, Actinopteri, Atheriniformes, Atherinopsidae.